CAAAGCGGCACCCGGCUACACCAACAACUAACCCACAGAUAAAGGAGCGCGACGGAAGGAGAAGUCGCGGAAGCAGAAGCAGAAGCAAGAAGGAAAAGGAACGAGACGUCUCCGCCUCAACCGCCUCGCCAGCAUCCCCGAUGUGGUUCUAGAUUGAUGUCGCGAUGCCCAGGCCUUGAUCGGGUAGAGGUAGGCGUUGGGGGCGCCUUAAUACGGUCGUUGAAGACCCAGUAGAAGGGCGGCACGUAUGUGACGUCGGUGGGCCGAGGAGGCCGACGAUACGUCAGCGAUGAUGAAACCGGAAUCACCCGGUGCCGUCCUUAUGACCGUACGUGGAAGGCCUCAGCCUGAGAGCUGGCGGCAGCCCACACCGAUAUGUUAGCCUUCGGUUUGUAGAUGUAUAUACGGCCGGGGCUCCUGGACCGCUCAGUACAAUACAAAGAGAACGGGUAUGCAAAUACGGGAAAGAAUAAUGACCGAUCGGCGCGCGCGGUCAAUCAACAUGCGAAAGGGCUGACUGACAGCAGGAGAGAAAAAGAUAAGCGCUCGAUGCACGAGUUCCCGCACCCUGCUUCGUCCCAUGGAGUACCCUUCGGAUCAUUUAUACAACAUUCGACCCAAACCUUUCGACAUACCUUCCAUUCUUACCAGUGCUCCUCACAUUCUCGCAUCAUGUGUAUCGGAUUCUGGUCACUAGAUGACCCUAAUUACUGCCUGAUAUUGUGCGCUAAUAGGGACGAGUUCCUGGCCCGUCCAACACUGCCAGCGCGUUUCCACAAUUUCGGCGUAAGACUGGGACCAUCAGAUAAUGAUGUACAGAUUCCCUCAGUCUCUGGAGGCUUUAUUCUAUCAGGCAUCGAUUUAAAGGGCGGAGGGACGUGGUUAGGCAUCAAUAGGGCCGGUCAGAUUGGUUUCUUGACCAAUAUCAUCGAGCCUUUGGACGGGAAGAAGUUUGCUGUCUCCCGAGGAUCGUUCGCCCAGGAGUAUCUCUCCCAUCAUGACAGUACACCAUCACCUCUGCUCAGAUACCUUAGCGAGCACUAUGAUGGAGACACGACGCACCUUGAGAGUGCCGGUUUCAACUUCACCCUCUUCGCACCGAAACCGUCGAGAUCAUCGGGUUGGGAGUACGAGGCUGCUCUGCUAACCAAUCAUGGUGGCCAUGGUCGCUUGACAUACCGUCCCAUCUCUGCCGAUGAAUGCCACUGUGGCGGAAUAUCCAACGCCAUAGAUGGAAGCCCUGUGGAUGGCCUCGGUCAAACAGGACCGUGGCCGAAGACAGAUGUUGGUCGUGCACGAUUCGAAGGGAUACUCAAGGCUCGAAAAUCUUCAAGUUCAGACCUAACCGAUGAUGAGCAAGAAGUAGCUCUCAUAGAAGCCCUCAUGGAACUCAUGGGAUGGUCGCCGCCAUCUUUCCAUCCUUCUCAAGAUCAUCUUCGUGACUCCAUCUUCAUCCCUCCCUUCAAUAUUGUGCCUUGUGUUUCCACCCCAAUCAAUCCUGACGCUUCACCGGAACCGCCUUCAACGCAAACAAGCAAACUUUGCGGCACCCGUAUAACUACCGUAAUUUUGAUUCGGAGAGAUGGAAAGGUCUGCUUUGUGGAGAGAGAUAGAGCCACGCUGAAAGGAGAUGGAGGCCCCGGCGAUGUGACGGAGGUCUUCGGUUCGAGAGGAAAAUCGGAGACACAACGAUUGUACAGGUUUUCUCUUCAAUAGCGGGUUGCCGAGUGGACUAUAACUUCUUGCCCGAAAACGUUAUCAUCAACAAGGACUUCCAUCGAUGUCUUUUAACCAGGGUUGUAUAUUAAUCCAGGCUCGCAAAAUACCACCGGAAU
Molecule: messenger RNA, 1835 nt
Organism: Cantharellus anzutake
Lineage: Eukaryota; Fungi; Basidiomycota; Agaricomycetes; Cantharellales; Hydnaceae
Product: NRDE protein-domain-containing protein
Exons: 6
Coding region: 397-1716 (439 amino acids)
Source: RefSeq, a predicted model, not a curated record